This is a messenger RNA of Boeremia exigua, 1800 nucleotides long. Its product is annotated as glucose oxidase. The record is from RefSeq and is a predicted model, not a curated record. Gene Ontology annotation, molecular function: flavin adenine dinucleotide binding; oxidoreductase activity, acting on CH-OH group of donors. Lineage: Eukaryota; Fungi; Ascomycota; Dothideomycetes; Pleosporales; Didymellaceae. The coding region runs from base 1 to 1800 and encodes 599 amino acids. The transcript is spliced from 4 exons.
AUGCGCAGCAUCAUCUCCACGCUGCUGUUCACCCCAGCAGCAUUGGCUGUUUCUGGAAAUACAGAGACAGCUCGGCUACGAAGCUCACGAUACGACUACAUAGUGGUUGGAGGUGGCACAUCCGGUCUUGUAGUUGCUAAUCGUCUUUCUGAAGACUACAACGUGUCAGUCGCAGUCAUCGAGGCUGGUGGCGUUGAGCUAUACGACACCAACAUAACUGAUACGUCAAAGUACGGAAAUGCUUUCGGUACCGCUGUGGACUGGCAGUAUGAGAGCGUCCCACAAAGCUACGCUGGCAGAGCAGCUCAAGUUCUCCGAGCAGGCAAGGCUCUCGGAGGAACUAGCAACAUCAAUGGUAUGACAUACUUGCGAGCAGAGGCUGUACAAAUCGAUGCUUGGGAAGAGAUCGGAAACCCAGGCUGGAGCUGGGAGAAGUUACUGCCUUACUACAAGAAGAGCGAGUACAUCCAGCAGCCUACCAAAUCUCAGCUUGCCCGCGGUGCAUCGCUUGAUAUCGAAGUCCAUGGUUCGGCUGGUCCAUUGGCUGUUGGCUGGACGGGAGACAUGAUGGGGGAGGAAGUCAUAUCGUCUAUCAACGACACCUUUGCGGCGUUGAACCUUCCCUUCAACAAGGAACCAAACGCAGGUUCUAUGCGCGGACUGACAGUGUUCCCAAAAACCAUCGAGCAAGUGGAUAACGUCAGAGAAGACGCCGGCCGCGCGUACUACUGGCCAGUUGCGAACCGUCCGAAUCUUCACCUCUACCUCGAAGCCUUCGCGGAGAGAAUAAUCUGGCAUCCCGAAAUGGGGCUUCGCGACCGCAACCGAACAGCAAGUGGAGUUGUCUUUGUAGACCGCAAUGGCUCACAGAGGACACUUCUUGCGAAUCGUGAGGUCAUACUUUCAGCCGGCAGUCUGAGAUCGCCUCUUCUUCUUGAGCAGUCUGGAAUCGGCAAUCCAUCCAUACUCCAAAAGCAUGACAUUGAUGUCGUUGUCGACCUGCCUUUCGUUGGAGAAAACAUGCAAGAUCAGACCACGACGGACAUGUUCUACACCAGCAACAACAGCACAAAUUUCACAGGCCUCGCAGGCUACGCUGCCUACUUUAAUGCAGACGACGUGUUCGGCAAUGAUACCUCCACUCUCAACACGACCAUCUUGAACUCCAUCAGCCACUACGCCGCCGUCACCGCCAACGCAAGCGGCACCCUCGACCGCUCCGUCACCGAACGACUCUUCCGCUUGCAGCACGACCUUAUCUUCAAGCACAAGAUUCCCAUAUCGGAGAUCAUCAUCUCGCCCGCAGCGACAGGACCCAUCACAAUUGAGUACUGGGGCCUGCUCCCCUUCUCGCGCGGCAGUAUCCAUAUCAAUUCUUCCAAUGCUUCAGCUCCUGCGACUAUCGACCCUAGAUACUUCAUGCUGAACUAUGACAUACACCAGCAGAUUGCGACUGCAAAGAUGGCGCGCAGAUUCGCCAACACUGUCCCCUUCUCUGCGGCACUGGAAAGCGAGACAACACCGGGGCUGAACGCCGUGCCCGCGGAUGCGUCGGAUGGCGAGUGGGAGGCCUGGUUGAAAGCGACGUAUCGAUCCAACUUCCACUACAUCGCCACGGCGGCCAUGAUGCCGCGCGAGCUGGGCGGCGUGGUCGACUCGAACCUCAUAGUGUAUGGCACCAGUAACAUCCGCGUUGUUGAUGCAUCGGUAGUACCAUUUCAGGUCUGUGGGCACUUAACGUCAACUCUGUAUGCGAUUGCGGAGAAGGCGGCGGAUAUGAUCAAGGCGCGGUAUACGUAG